This is a messenger RNA of Lactuca sativa (garden lettuce), 462 nucleotides long. NCBI's taxonomy places the organism in Eukaryota, Viridiplantae, Streptophyta, Magnoliopsida, Asterales, Asteraceae. The record is from RefSeq and is a predicted model, not a curated record.
AUGGCUCUUAUAAUUACAACUGAGAACUCAUGCAAUAAACUCGAUGAAUGGAUAAUUGAAUCUGGUUGCUCGAACCACAUGAAAAGAGACAAGAAAGAACCCAUUCUUAACAUUGCUCAUAUUGGUGAGGUCAGCUUCUCAUCAAGCAACAACAAGAAAGAACCCAUUCUUAAGGGUGUUUAUCAUGUACCCAGCAGAAAAUUGGAAGACCCAACUAUGUACAUAAAGAUAGUUGGCAACCUUAUAUAUCUCACCCUAAUAAGGCCCGAUAUUGCCUUUAUUGUUGGUGUUUUGAGUAGGUACAUGCAGACUCCAAGAAAGCCACAACUUGAUGCAAUUCGAAGAGUGAUAAGAUAUGUGAAAACUACUCUUAGCUAUGGGGUUUUUUUCAAGAGGGAUUCUGAAUGCAAGUUACCUAGGUAUUGUGAUGCCGAAUAUGAAGGAGAUGUUAAUACUCAAUGA